Molecule: messenger RNA, 984 nt
Organism: Microplitis demolitor
Lineage: Eukaryota; Metazoa; Arthropoda; Insecta; Hymenoptera; Braconidae
Product: putative ankyrin repeat protein RF_0381
Exons: 2
Coding region: 1-984 (327 amino acids)
Cellular component (GO): nucleus; cytoplasm
Molecular function (GO): protein binding
Source: RefSeq, a predicted model, not a curated record
AUGGAACUACGAAAAAUAGUCAAAUCGCUGAAAAAUAACGGAGAUAAACUACUUCCCAAAAGUAAUUGUUUAGAGAGAGGAUUACUUACAUAUGCCGCCCGAGUUGGUGAUAUUGAACUGCUUAAACAACGGAUUCGCCAAGGGGCAGAUGUUAAUAGUUCAGGACAGAAAGGCAGUUCUCCACUCCACGUGGCAGCGUGGUAUGGACAUCCCGAGAUCAUCGAACUUCUUAUUAAUAAUGGAGCACGUCUUGAUCCUGAAUUAAAUGGACCAAUGAAAAAUGGAUACACUCCGCUACAUCUUGCAUGUUUAAAUAAUAAAAUUAAGUGUGUGAGAGUUCUAUUGAACUAUGGAGCAAGCGUUACUCCAAAAGCCGCCGGUGUUCACCAUCCAAUCCACAUCGCGGUAUUUAAGAACAAUGUUGUAGUAGCGGCGUUGCUUUUGAACCAUGGCGUAGACGUGAAUCUAAGAUUUGACAAUACAUUUUUUUAUAAUAAAUGGAACAAGUUGAUUUUUUGGAAGGAUAUGGAUUUAACGCUGUUACACUGCUCGAUUGCUCGAAAAUACAAAGAAAUGACAGCAUUAUUGUUGGAGCAUGGAGCUGAUAUUCAUCUAAAGACAAGGUCAAAUAAAACAUCAUUGAUGCACGCUGUUGAAGCAAAUGAUCCCGAGUUGGUUGAAUCAUUUUUGGAGAAAGGUGAAAAUCCCAACGAUAAAGAUAUUUAUGGUGAACCAGUAUUGUUUUACACGCUCGUAAAUGCCCAUAAUCAAUCUAAGUAUAAUAAUGUAGAAGAAUUUUAUUCUGGUAAUGAGAAAUUGAGUAUAAUAAAAUUGUUGUACGCUGCUGGAGCUGACAUCAAUGCAAAAUUUCUAUCUAAUGGAUUUUAUAAUUCUCUUGUUUACUACACGUUUUUCUUCAAGAACCUUUGGCAAAGACGUCUUGGUAGUCGAGCUCCCAGUUCCUCCGACAUACUUUAUAUUUAA